This is a messenger RNA of Amoebophrya sp. A25, 235 nucleotides long. NCBI's taxonomy places the organism in Eukaryota, Dinophyceae, Syndiniales, Amoebophryaceae. The record is from the annotation of a GenBank genome assembly.
AUGGCGGAUCUGCUCCUCUUGUCUGCGAGACUGCGUGCGCAUAUGCUAAUCCAUGAUUUGACAUCUGGAAACCAUGGGCAGAAAACCAUGCUUCCCUGUAUUUUUUCAGACGAGCUUACAAGGGCAGCACUUGACCUGGACUCCGAUCCUCACUCAAGCAACAACAGCAACAACGUGGAUGAUUCUACAGCGAACGCAGCGUCUGCUUCAUCUACGUCGACUACGAGCUUGCUUC